This is a messenger RNA of Phytomonas sp. Hart1, 2937 nucleotides long. Lineage: Eukaryota; Euglenozoa; Kinetoplastea; Trypanosomatida; Trypanosomatidae. The record is from the annotation of a GenBank genome assembly.
AUGCCAUGGUGGCAGUGGUGGCCCCACCCGCCGCUGCCACCUCCGACAGCGGCGCCACGGCCGGGGCAAAGCCGCGUAUCCUACCAUAGUGAGCGCUAUGCGACCUUCAUCAAGGCCUAUGUAGCUCUUUCCGAUAACGAGGUCGAAAAGGCGAAGCGUCGUGGACGCAGUAUCUGCAUGAUUGGCGUUCGCAAGUUAGAAAAGGCAAAAAUAGGUACUGUGGUGCAGGCUCAGCGGUAUUUCAUGCGCCAUUCUGUACUUGCGGUGGAGGGGGAUGCAGUCUUUGCUGAGUUGAUGUCUCGCGCAGAGGCUUUGUACACACAAGAGAUCCAUCAUCUUAGGGAGGUAUCCGACCCAGAGAUGCGUUGCGUGCUGGGGUCCACGAACUGCCUCUCCUCCAGUGUUCAGGUUCCUACGCUGUUCAGCUCCACAAGUGUCUUUCCCUGUAUUCGAAAUAAUAAAAAAGCCUCUCGGAAACAAGCUACCAAUUCCAACAGUGGCGGUAAUCUCGCAAGCAGGUUGAUGUCACCGCACGGCUUAUCCACCAACGCUCGCUGCAUCGCGCUACACUACGGCCUACCAGCCCACAGGCUCCGUGAAGAGAUGGGGGAUAAUGUAACGUCUUAUGAUUGCACCGCAGAUACGACAACAAACAGCAGCUCGGGCAAACCGCCAUACUACCACCGAGCAACACUGAUUGCUGUUGUGAGCACCACUCAUAUUGCGAGCGGAGAAGAGGUCCGUGUUUCCCUGGAAUCCUAUUAUCGGUGUCUAGACGAGUCAGCGUGGUAUGGUCGCCACUACACCCCUUUUCACUCCCCUUGCCCAGCCAGCAAGACAGAUAACAUUGCAGCACUCAAUCCGCUCUCAGGAAAGCUUCACAACGGCGUGAAGAACUUCAAACUUUGGCCGAAGUCUCUGGCGUACUACCACGGCGUCGGCCGACACCACGCUGAUGACAGCCCGAGGGCGGGCUUCCCAUUCACCCUACUGGACCUCGCACCCGCACCGGUGCUGGGCGAGGGAGAGCUGGGCGUCGUGGCAACGGCGUUUAUACCUUACGCAACGUGCCUGCUGUACACGGGGCCUGCGGUAGCCACUCAAAAAGUCGAAAAGAUAGCCUAUGAGACUAAGCCAGGGCUUUUAAAGGUACUUGAAGGUCGCAGUUUUGCUGCCUCGUUAAACAAACCAAUGAGUGUUGAUUUCGACAAAGUAAAGGAAGAAUCGUCUGCUGGCAAUGGUGUUUCUCUUCCAGAUGUUUCCGUGAGACGAAAAAAAGUCAGUACCACCGUAGCGGCGGAGGAAGACUUAUCCUUUGCUACCGACGACACCUACGCCCUGGGUCUGGGUAAGUAUGGUGUAUGCUUCGGCCAGGGCAUCACUAGAUAUAUUAAUCACCGCUAUAACUUGAGUCGCUUCGGCAACGUCGAGCUAUGCUCAGUGAUGUUAUCUGUUCUCAGCGUCUUUUCGGUCCAGGGUGGCAGUAAAAGUGAGAAACCACGGACUCAUCCAAAGUCCAGCCUCCGUGUUAAGGGUGGCAAGUCCACAAGGACCGCGAAGCGUGCCACGAUACCAAAAGCGAAAGUGUGGAGUGGUACCUCUCCAUCGUGUGCACUCAGCGAUGUUGAUAUCGCUAAGCACCUUUCCUCAACUAGUUGCCAAUCGAAAGCUUCUGUAGAAUCCCACGCUCAUGAUGAGAGCACCAUAACUUCUUCACGUGGGCAUACGGUGGGGGCCCCUUCGAGCGCACCUAAGCCGCCCUCGCCCAAACGACGACAACAUACCAAGAUGCGCUCUAUUUUUCUAGAAGAGCAUAGCCACUUUGUCACCUUGCCGUUCUUCAUCACAACGACGGAUAUCGAGGCGGGUACACCACUCUUGGCGUGGACGUAUGGCGAAGAGUACGAUGCAAAGUUGGAGCGCGUAGCUGUGGCCGACGGUGCGCUGGUGCCCUACGCAGACGCCGCUUUGCUCAACUCUAGGCCCAUCAUGGGGACUGUGUGGGCCGUGAAGAACAACGGACAGCGCAGCUGGCAGCGCUACGGUGGAGACUACCGCUAUGCUCUCGGUACUGGGGAUGUAGUGUGGUGUCGCCGUCCUCCUCCCUUACGGGAGCCGGUAAUCUAUAGUACUCAAGUGCGCUGCCCGCUACCGGAAGAUGAUCUGUUUGUUGUUGUAGAUGUAAUGUCCAGGAGCAUAGAUAAUGUACUUUUGAUGCCUCUGCGGCGGUGGCAUCUGACGGAUGAGAUGCUUUACGAAAUACUCACGUGUCAAAAGCUCGACCGCUAUGUUUCUCCAGCUGUAUGUACAACUGAAAAAAACAAAGUUCAAGUAAAGGACGAGGUCGUAAAGCCUGAUCUUGCUAUUAAAAAAGAAAACGACUGUGAAAGAGAUGAGGUUAAGGCUAUUCUCGGUGCCAAGCUUUACACAUUCAGGUCGCGUAGCUUGAGUUGUCCACCUAUCGCACGACUGUGCCCAUCGCACUCGGUAUCUAUUGGCGAAACCGAUCUCUCCAGUGCCCUCCCACUCCCACCGUUCCCACCACUAGCCCUGCAGGAGUCCUGGGCGGUCUUUGAUGCGGAUAUACCAGAUUAUAACCGUAACUGCCACUCCAUUACAACCUGUGCCUACAACAAACUAUACCACUGCUUUAUAGCCAACGUGGACAGCCUGGCCCUGCUGCUUAGCGGUAUAGACUACUGUGUUGUGCGGCCGGCCGGCAAUGUCCCGUCCACUGCGUCGUCUACACCGUUGAUGACAGGAACAAUAUCACGCAAUUCAAUCUUGGUCAACCUGCACGACCUUCACGAUUCGACACGGUUGGUGAGGGAAAGUGCGCGAAGUUGUGUAGUGCCUGUGCUGUGGAAUGGGCUCAUCUGGCCACUGAUUCGCAACUUGCCUCGGUCUAAUCAUACCUUUUCACACUACUCAAGUUGA